AUGGAGAAUUUGGAACAGAUUAACAAGCUUACUGGUGGCCUCCGUCACCUGAGACUUCGUGAUGCUGACGAACUGGUCAAGUAUUCCGUCCCCGUUGGAAACGUUCCUCGUCCCGGCUUCAAUACUACCGGCAAGGAGAUAGAGGUCUCGGUGAACGCCUACCCGAUCACCAAAUUUCCCAACCGUAAUGUUUACCAGUAUGAUGUCCACAUUGGCUCCGGUGUCGAGAAAAAUGCCGUGAUCAAGAAAGUCUGGAAUUCAAAUGCAAGAAAGACUGCCUUGAAGCAGAUUGUUUUUGACGGACAGAAGCUUGCUUGGUCUAUGAACCACUACCCAAAUGGACUGAACGUUAUGGUCGAUCUCGACGCUGAGCAAGGCCGUCAGCCUAGCGGUAAAACUGCCAAUGUUUUCCGUCUGGUCGUCCGGCCUACCAAAACUGUCAACCUCUCUGUGUUGGCCGCAUGGCUCCAGGGCCGAACCUCCAUGCAGGAGACCGUUCUGGAAGCCCUCAAUUUUCUGGACCAUGUCCUUAGAGAGUAUCCGAGUACCAAAUAUCUGGCUCUCAGGCGUUCGUUUUUCGAUCCUGAUGGGGAGAAUAAGGACUUGGGCAAUGGUGUCCUUGCCUUCAAAGGAGUCUACCAGGCGAUUCGGCCUUCCAUUAGUCGUGGACUUAUCAUCAACGUGGACGUUUCCAACACUUGUUUUUGGGCUCGCACUUCCUUUAUGGGUGCUGCGAUGGCCGUACUUGACUGCCGUGACCACCAACAUCUUAUCCAUGUGCUGAAGUCAGUUCCCGACGGCCAUGGCGGGGUUACUGAGUCUAACUCGUUCUAUGAAGCCCAUCGACGCUUGAAGAAGCUCCAAGUUCAGCCCCAUUACCGAGGCUGCCCCGUGCUGGGUACAAACUUCAUCGUCAAAGGCCUCAUCAAUGGUAAUGCCCGCCAGUACCAAAUUGAAAUCAAGGACAAAGCUACGGGCAAGCUUGAGAAGAUGAGCGUGGAAACUUACUUCAAGAGAAAAUAUAAUCUCAUCCUCAACUACUGGGAGUUGCCCAUGGUGGAAAUGACGAAGAAAGGCGUCGUCUAUCCAAUGGAAGUUUUGACCAUCCAUGGCCUUCACAAGUACCCAUGGAAACUGAAUGAGUACCAGACAUCGGCGAUGAUCAGGUACGCGGCCGCGAGACCCAGCGACCGUCUUCAGUCCAUUCACAAGUCCAAGGCCAUGCUUGAUCAUAGCAAGGACCCUGUGCUUCAGACAUUUGGCCUUCAAAUUGACAACAACAUGAUUCGUACCAAGGCCCGUUUGCUUCCAAACCCGGACAUCCAAUUUGGUGGAAACCAGCGCCAUAAUCCUGGCACCAACGGUCGCUGGGAUCUUCGUGGCAAGAAAUUCUAUCAGCCAAACAGGCGACCUCUUGACUGCUGGGGAGUGGGCUACUUUCCCGGCAAACGCAACGCGAUAAACAGAACCCAAGUGGAAACCUUUGUCGAUGGAUUCAUGAAGACCUACACUGGACACGGGGGCCACGUCGUGCAACGCCCACUUGUUGUUGAACUCAAGGAAGACAUUGGCGAAGCGAUCAAGAGGCUCUACAAUUCCACCGGAGUCAAGUUCCAGAAAGAUCCUCAGCUGCUCCUGGUUGUUGUACCUGACAAGAAUUCUUUCACUUAUUCCCGGAUCAAGAAGUCCUGCGACUGCCGCUGGGGUGUGCCGUCCCAGGUUUUACAGUCGGCUCAUGUGGCCAAGGCCAAUCCUCAGUAUAUUUCCAACGUGCUCAUGAAGGUGAACGCCAAACUCGGCGGUACCACCGCUCGGAUUCUAUCCAAGGUUCCUGAAUCGACACUGAAACCAAUGUCGAUGAUCAUUGGGGCCGAUGUAACACACUCUCCCCUUGGAGUCUGGUCGCCUUCCAUGGCGGCUAUGUCGGUUUGCAUGGAUACAUUCGGGGGUCGUUAUUGGGGUGCCUGCGAGGCCAAUGGAGACCGGAUUGAGAUCCUCGCCCGUGCAAAUAUCGAGAUCAUGCUGACCCCUCUCGUGCGCGAAUGGAUGUCUACUGUUGGACAAGGGCGUGCGCCAGAACGCGUCUAUUACUUCCGGGAUGGCGUGUCGACUGGUCAAUUUGAGCAAGUCCUCCAGCAAGAGGUCUUUGAUAUCAAGGGCAUCUUUAUGAAAUUAACCCAGGAUCAGUGGAAGGGAAAAUUUACCGUGGUGAUCGCAAACAAGCGCCACCAUCUUCGCGCCUUUCCCAGGUUUGGUGAUCGCAACUCUGCCGAUAAAAACGGCAACCCUCUUCCUGGCACAUUGAUCGCCAAGGAUAUUACCAGCCCUCAUGAUUGGGACUUCUUACUGUACUCGCAUAUCGCGCUCCAGGGAACGUCAAGACCCGUUCACUACCACGUCAUCUUGGAUGAAAACAAGCACAAAGCGCAAGAGUUGGAGAACAUGAUCUAUGACCAUUGCCACCAGUAUAUGAGAUCGACCACCUCAUCCCGGCAGUUUACUAUGCCCAUCUCAUCGCCACUAGGGCCCGUCAUCAUGAGGAUGUUCCAGCAAGCUCUGGCCCGCAAAGCGGCCCCGAGGUAA
Molecule: messenger RNA, 2583 nt
Organism: Aspergillus tanneri
Lineage: Eukaryota; Fungi; Ascomycota; Eurotiomycetes; Eurotiales; Aspergillaceae
Product: putative eukaryotic translation initiation factor eIF-2C4
Exons: 6
Coding region: 1-2583 (860 amino acids)
Molecular function (GO): protein binding; RNA binding
Source: RefSeq, a predicted model, not a curated record